Molecule: messenger RNA, 1446 nt
Organism: Empidonax traillii (willow flycatcher)
Lineage: Eukaryota; Metazoa; Chordata; Aves; Passeriformes; Tyrannidae
Gene: WDR77
Product: WD repeat domain 77
Exons: 10
Coding region: 30-1124 (364 amino acids)
Biological process (GO): oocyte axis specification
Cellular component (GO): methylosome
Molecular function (GO): protein binding
Source: RefSeq, a predicted model, not a curated record
CGCCCGCCGGCCCCGCUGCCUCUCCCGCCAUGGAGGAGCCGCCGCUCCCGCAGCUCCCGCAGCUCCCCGCGGCCCCCUCGGGGGACGCGGCGGCCCCGCCGCCCCCCGCAGACGGCGAGCCCUCGCCCGCAGCCGGCCCCGAGUGGAACAUCCCGCCCAACGCGCCCGCCUGCAUGGAGCGGCACCUGGAGCGCGUGCGGUACCGCGCAGACGGGGCCCUGCUGCUCGGCGCCUCCGGGCUGAACGGGCGCUGCUGGGCCGGGUCGCUGUGGGUGUUCGCCGACCCCCGGCGCGCCCCCAGCGAGGGCUUCUGCACGGCCGGUGUGCAGACGGAGGCGGGGGUGGCCGACCUGUGCUGGCUGGCGGACAGGGGCAUCCUAGUGGCCUCCGACUCCGGUGCCGUGGAGCUGUGGGAGCUGGAGGAGAACGAGACCCUCAUCGUGAACAAGUUCUGUAAAUACGAGCACGACGACAUCACGACGUCGGUGUCGGUCCUGGCCGGCAGCACCCAGGCUGUCAGCGGGGGCAGGGAUUUCUGCGUGAAGGUUUGGGACAUCCCUGAGCAGACGGUGCUGCACUCCUACAGAGCUCACUCGGCGGCAGUGACAUGUGUGGCUUCCUGUCCUGGUAAGGACACUGUGUUCCUGUCCUGUGCUGAGGACAACAGAACUUUACUCUGGGACACCAGAUGCCCUAAACCAGCUACCCGAAUUGUUUGCAGUGCCUGUAAUUACCUCCCUACCUCAAUCAUGUGGCAUCCACAGAAAAGUGACAUCUUCGUUUUGGGUGAUGAAAGUGGAACAGUUGCACUAGUAGACACAAAGAAUCCUGACUCUGCCCUCAGUGCCACCGUGCACACCCGGAGCAUCACGGGGUUUGCAUUCUCUGCACACAGUUCACCCUUACUGGCUUCAAUCAGUGAAGACUGUUCAGUUGCUGUUCUUGACUCAGACCUCUCAGAGGUGUUCAGAAACCGUUCUCAUCGAGACUUUGUAAAAGGCUUGGCCUGGUCUCCUUCAGACGAUGCCUUGCUCACUACAGUUGGAUGGGAUCAUCAGGUUCUACAUCACACUGUCCCCAUACCAACUGGUGAAGCUUCUGGAGUCAACUGUGUAAAAGAAUAGUUUUAUAAACUCAUGGUCCAAGGUCCUUCCUGGCAUCACUUUGAUUCUGCUGAAGUCGAAGGUGUGUGUGAACUGGAGCGGGGAUGGUCUGUUGUCUGCCUUGAGGCUUGUGGCUAAGAAGGUUCCUGUAGUAAUUUUGAAUUAGGCCUAAGUUAGUUACAAAGCAAGCUUUGCCCUCUCCUCAGGAGUGCUUCUGUAAUACCCAGAAAAAAAAAAAAAAUUGGCUUCAGGUACAGAGGAGACUUGGAGAGAUGGGGAAUUAGGGGUAAUGAAAAAUAAACUUAAGUCAAAAAGGCUUGAUUUCUCCCUCAGUUCUCCAAAC